Molecule: messenger RNA, 766 nt
Organism: Saprolegnia parasitica CBS 223.65
Lineage: Eukaryota; Oomycota; Saprolegniomycetes; Saprolegniales; Saprolegniaceae
Exons: 2
Coding region: 15-596 (193 amino acids)
Cellular component (GO): nucleus
Source: RefSeq, a predicted model, not a curated record
UUUCCGCAUUUGCCAUGCUCACGAACGACAUCAUGGACGACAUCCAGGAGCUGCAGAGCCUCCUAGCAACCGUCAAGUCCCCGCGCCUGGCCACGGACCUGACCGCGCUCCUCCGCGCCAAGGAGAUGGCCUUGGCCAAGACGCAAGCACAAGUCCCGGUUGCAACCCCGGCACCGACACCGACGGUCUAUGCGCCUCCCCGCGUUGCCGACACGGAGGUGUACACGGAAGUGUCGACCUUUGGCUGGGAAGACGAAGGCUACGGCAAGCCCAAGGUCAUGGUGUACAUCACAUCGGGCAUUGAUGGCGUCGGCGAGCUCCCGGCGUCGCAGGUCACGUGCGACUUUACCAAGCACAGUUUUGACCUCAAGAUCAAGCAGCUCCGUGGCAAGAACUACCGCCUUGUGCGCUACCAUCUCGACAAGGAGAUCGACCCGAAAAAUCCAAGUUUCUCUUCAAGAAGAACCGCGUUACGAUCACGCUGUGGAAGGCCGACGAGAAGAACACGUGGGCAAACCUCACGGCCAAGAACCCGGGGGCGGCCAGCGCGGCCAAGGCCAACCCGUCGGACCCCUCGGCCGGUAUCAUGGACAUGAUGAAGAACAUGUACGACGAAGGCGACGAAGAAAUGAAGCGUACAAUCGCCAAGGCAUGGACCGAAAGCCGCAACAAGACGGCGGCCGGCGGCUUGUAACCCACGCUUUUCAUUCCAUCAUCAUCAUCAUCUUUAACCUAAUCCAGCUGCCUGUUUGCUACGUGGACGGAC